This is a messenger RNA of Portunus trituberculatus (swimming crab), 2835 nucleotides long. RefSeq lists its product as uncharacterized. The record is from RefSeq and is a predicted model, not a curated record. Lineage: Eukaryota; Metazoa; Arthropoda; Malacostraca; Decapoda; Portunidae. Gene Ontology annotation, molecular function: carbohydrate binding. The transcript has 9 exons. Bases 539 to 2056 code for a protein of 505 amino acids.
GAGGCUGGCAGUCUGAAAUGAGCGGGCGCGGGGAGCGGAUGUGCACUCUCUCUCUCCAACACUCACACACACAUUCACACACACACGCACACACGCACACGCACACACACACACACAAUGCCAAAUACGUACACACUAGAAACACAGUCAUAGAGCCGUGUACGUAUUUGAUCUAUGUGCGUGUGUGAGGGCGCGCGGACACGUACAUAGGGUGAUGUGGUGGUGUGGUAGAGGUGGUGGUGGUGGUGGUGGUGGUGGUGGUGUUGUUUAAAUGCAUCACAAACACACAGUGAAGGAGAAACACAACCCAAAUAUUACAACUCCUGAUAAAUCUACGAAAAAUCUCCAGAAAUUUGAGGGAAAGUCAUAAAAUCUGGAGGGAAGUGAAAAAAUCUGGAGGUCGUGGCCAAAAAUCUCCUGAAAAAGUCGAAAAAAACUCCGGAAAAUUUUGACUCCAGUGUUUUGGGAGGGAAAAAUCUGAGGUUAUUUAUAUUAUUAAUUUCCCUCCACCUUCCCUCCACUUCCCUCCACUACAAGGAUGAGAGUGAAGUGUGGAGGGGUUGUGCUACUAACAUGGCUGACUGCCGUGACGGGGAGCCAGCUGGCGCUCUUGGCAGGAACUCUUAAGACGUUUCAACAACACGCGUGCGAUGGAACAAACUUAUUGCUCCAGUGCCCAAACAGAACCACGAUCGACAUCACCUUUGCUCGCUACGGACGCCCACGCACCACACACACCACUACGGGCGUUGGCGUGGGCGUGGAGGGGUUGCAGAGGGAUAUAUGCCCUCCUCUGGCUCACCAUUCGCCUCUCAGCUUGAAAGGCGUGUGUGAUUACUCGCAAACUGUAAAUUACAACACGCUGCAGUUGGUGGUGAAGAGAUGUCAGCAUCAAGAGGACUGCAUGAUCGAGGUGUCUCCAGCAACCUUCAGCACGUCAGAUCCGUGUCCCACCACCAGAAAAUACAUAGAAGUUGCUUAUAAAUGUAGACCCAAGACGUUUGUGAACAAGAUGGUGUGUGAGGGCGGGGAGCUGGUGGUGCGGUGUGAAAAGGACUCUAGGAUAGCAAUCUACAGUGUCCUGUUUGGAAGGUCCCUGGAGGGAUCCUUUACCUGCCCACAGCCGGAAGGAGUCGCUGAAGAAGAGUGCCAAGCCAGCUAUGCCACAGAGAUGGUGAUGCGAGAGUGCCACGGCCAGAGACAGUGCCAUCUGGAGGCCAAGGCAGAGGUGUUUGGCAGGCCCUGUUCACCACAGUCUAAUAUGUACAUGAAGGCUGUCUAUACGUGUGUGCCAAAGAAGAUAUUGAAGGACAGAAAAUCAGAGGAAGAGAAGAAGAAGAAGGGAAGAACAAACGGAAGAGGAGGAGAGGAGAAAGAAGAUGAAGAAGAAGAGGAGGAGGAGGAGGAGGAGGAGGAGGAAAUGCAAGAAGAAGGAGGGAAGAGGAAAGGUGAAGGAAGACCCGGAGGAGGAGGAGGAGGAGGAGGAGGAGGAGGCCCUGGGGAGACAAGACUAGGAGAGGCGCCCCUGCCGGACCCUGCCUCCCCCCCUUCAGAGGCAGAGCUUAUCAACUGCACGGUGCUGGUGUUGUCUGGCGCGCAGGGCAGAGAGAUCGGUUUCCUGACGGAGUGGAUGAAGGCUGUUGCAUUUGUCAGAGGCAAUUUUGAGAAGUUCCUGCUGUAUCUCUUGCUGGGUCUGUUCGUGGGUCUUGUGCUGUUCCUGUUCGUGGUGGUGGGACAGCUGCUGUGGGAGAGGAGGAGGGCCAAGAGGGAGGCUAAAACUCUACAUGAUCCUCUUACUUCAGUUUUUGCUGCAGAUAUUGAAGACAUUGAUGGUGAUUUGGACCUGGAUGGCACAGGGGGGAGUGUGGGUGGGCUGGGGGGCGGUGGCUCUCUCCCCCGCUCCCCCUCCCCCCACGACAGCCACAGGGGGCCCCGGGAAGUGGUCCGCUACAACGCUUACUCCACCUACGGGAGGCGCAGAGAUGGAGCGGAGGAGAGCGAUGGAAAUCCACUUAGUUUGACGAGAACCAAUAACAAUCAGCUGUUUUAUAGUUAGUGCUGAGAGAGAGAGAGAGAGAGAGAGAGAGAGAGAGAGAGAGAGGGAGAGGGAGAGGUUUGACAGGAAAAGUUGAGGAUUAAAAGAUGUUUACAGAGAGAGAGAGAGAGAGAGAGAGAGAGAGAGAGACACCACUCCACCAUAUUAAGUGAAAAAUGAAAAAAAAUAAAGAAAAAAAACAAAUAAAUCUAACCAGGACUAAGAAAAUGAAAAACAAAAGAGUGAAAAAUAAGAAAAUAAAGAAAGUGAGAGAGAAACGUACACACACACACACACACACUUCCAUGUACGUGUAAUCCUGUGUGCGUAUUGCAGCUCGUGUGUGCGUACAGGACCAAAGACAAACAAACGUACACACACACACAGGACUUUCUCUAAACAAAAAGAAAUAGAAAAAAAAACAGCCAGGUGUGUGUGUGUAUGUAUGUAUGUGUGUGUACGUAUGUAUGUAUGUAUGAGAGUGCGUGUGUGUGUGUGUUAACAAAAAGCUUCUGUAAAUAUGUAUGUACUGCCACUGUGUGUGUGUGUGUGUGUGUGUGUGUGUGUGUGUGUGUGUGUGUGUGUGUGUGUGUGUGUGUGUGUGUGUGUACAUGACCAAUAAAAACACACAUACACAGGAGUAGAAGGAUAUGUACGUCAAAUAUCUUCAUGUGCGUAUUAUAAAGUGUACACGUGUAAACCUCUUCAACUAGCCAAAUAUGUGUGUGUGUGUGUGUGUGUGUGUGUGUGUGUGUGUGUGUGUGUGUGUGUGUGUGUGUGUGUGUGUGUGUUUUAUAUAU